AUGACACUGGCUUUUCAGGCGCAGUCCAAUGAUUUGACAGUCAAUCGCAUAAUUGGCUACACAAGUGAUGUAUCCGUAGCCAAGUUCAUUAACAAGAUACCUGAGGUGCCUGAUGUGUUUGUUGGUGAUCCAUUGUACUUAUUCAGACCGAGGAUCAUCCUAAUCGCGAGUGGCAUGACUAGUUCGAGAAUGAAUCCAUACAGUGCAGGAUCUAGCAACGGUGUAAAUCAAGAUUUUGCGAGGGACAGAGCAACCAAUAAUGUCCUAGUGGGGGUAUGUCAAUGCGAGGAGGCGAAAGGCAAGGAGAAUGGUUGA
Ilex paraguariensis (yerba mate) is the source of this 315-nucleotide messenger RNA. Lineage: Eukaryota; Viridiplantae; Streptophyta; Magnoliopsida; Aquifoliales; Aquifoliaceae. The record is from the annotation of a GenBank genome assembly.